AUGGCGCCGCGCCCGUCAGGACGUCGCCCGAACGUGCACUGGCGGUACUGGUCACGAGCUAUCCCCGCUGCCGCCGCCGCCUCCGCCUCCGCCGCGGCGCACUCCAAGGGCUCCCGGGAGACAAUGCCGUCCGUGCCGCGAACACGGAUGCGUGUCGUCGCGAUACUGAGUGCAGUGCACUCGCCGAGCACCGCUGCUGUGGCGACGAACGACUCGGGGAGGACGACGCGCGAGUUCAUGGCAUUCUGCCACGUCGUCAUGGACGGAGCCCUGGCCGGUCAUCCGGUCGGGUACCGUGAGAUCCUCACGACCGGCGCUGCGUCUUUCGAAUGCAGUCGUGUACUCGUCCCGGUCGUACCAGGACACUUGGCGCAGACUACCUCCAACUACUCUUGCACUGGAGAGCUCUCGCCGCUGAUGCAACGCAGACCACGCGUACCGGACGCUGGCACAACCCCUGCGGGACCACGCUCACCGCAGACGAAUGGAGCAGCGCGCGUGCAGGGCCGCGCCGUCCGAGUGUUGGCAACUGGAUCCGCCGCCGCCGCUUCGCAGCGCGGCACCGCGACCCAGUAG
Epithele typhae is the source of this 576-nucleotide messenger RNA. RefSeq lists its product as uncharacterized. NCBI's taxonomy places the organism in Eukaryota, Fungi, Basidiomycota, Agaricomycetes, Polyporales, Epitheliaceae. The record is from RefSeq and is a predicted model, not a curated record. The coding region runs from base 1 to 576 and encodes 191 amino acids. The transcript has 3 exons.